GUUCCAUAACUUGUUUUCCAUACUUCACAACGACUACAACUAACAUUAUCCCAAACAUGGCUUCAGAAACCGGGGAAACCUCCAAAAUCGACUCUGGGAAGUUCUACAACGAAUACAAAGGCCACUCCAUCAGUGACUUGACCAAGUUCCGCGCCAUCACGCUCACCGAGCGCCCUGACAAACCCAUCAUCUACCUCGCCGGCGACUCCUCCCUUGACAACAAAUUCUGGAUCAAAGAGCCCAUCUCCAACGCCGACCCCUCUCAAAUUCCCGCCAUCUACCACAAAACCCUCGCGGACCCCAUCACCCUCAUCCCAGACGUAGCAUACUGGCUCAACCACCUCCUCUCCGCCCGCGCAACAUGCAUCAACACUGCAGUCGAAGAAUCCCUUCUUCGAGAACGCGACACCGACCUCCCCCACGAUGCCUUCAUCCGCUCCAACAUCCGCUCCAACGACAUCCUCGUCGUAAGCGUCGGCUCCAACGACAUCGCCUUGAACCCCACUGUCGAAACCAGCGCACACAUGUUCCAACUCGCAUGGCUCACCCCCCGCAAAUCCAUCGAAGACGGCUCCGCAUGGGGCCUGCCCUAUUUCCGACAUCUCUUCGGAUCCAAAAUUCAAGACUACAUCUCUCGCCUCACCGCCGUGACGAAACCCCGUGCUGUCGUCGUUUGCAUGAUUUAUUUUCCGUUGGAGAGUGGCAAGGGGCAGAGUGGGUGGGCGGAUGGAAAGUUACGUGUGCUGGGGUAUGAGAGGAAUCCGGGGCAGUUGCAGGCGGCGAUUAGGGAGUUGUACAAGAGUGCGACGGAGGAGAUUAGCGUGGAGGGGGUGGAGGUGCUGCCGUGUAAGCUGUUUGAGGUGUUGGACGGGAAGGAAGCUAGGGAUUAUGUGGAGAGGGUUGAGCCGAGUGGGGAGGGGGGGAGGAAGAUGGCGGAGGAGUUUGUGAGGGUUUUGGAGGGGGUUUUGGGGGGUAAGGGGGUGGGAAGCAAGGCUGAGUAGGAUAUGUAUGUAUGUGUGUGGCGUGGUAGCAAAGGAUUUUUACUAAAGUGGAAGAUGACAGGCAUCUUAUUAUUGUGUUACACAGAUGUCGACGUGGCACAGUUUGGCCUGGGACACCAUUAUCCAAUUACUUAGCGCCGUUGCAUAACCCCCUCUGCAGGAUUG
Molecule: messenger RNA, 1166 nt
Organism: Bipolaris sorokiniana ND90Pr
Lineage: Eukaryota; Fungi; Ascomycota; Dothideomycetes; Pleosporales; Pleosporaceae
Exons: 1
Coding region: 57-1001 (314 amino acids)
Source: RefSeq, a predicted model, not a curated record